This is a messenger RNA of Symbiodinium necroappetens, 798 nucleotides long. NCBI's taxonomy places the organism in Eukaryota, Dinophyceae, Suessiales, Symbiodiniaceae. The record is from the annotation of a GenBank genome assembly.
AUGGCAGCGAAGCUGCCGUUGUUGCUGUUGCUCAGCUCGCCGACACAAGGCGCUGCCCAUGCGCCCAGCUGUGCGAUCAACGGUGAGCACUACAUGGACGAGAAGGUAUGGAGUCCGAAUGGUGGUCUGCAGGAAGAUGCCUCAGGCUGCCAAAGAGCCUGCCUUGCCGACGUCGGAUGCUCCUACUGGACCUUCUACAGCAAGACCUUCACGUGCUGGCUGAUGGGGCCUCAUGCCACCCUGGGAACCAUUCCCGACAGCACCGCGACCAGUGGCCCGAAGAGCUGCAAUGCGAAAGAGGUGCCACAAGUGCAGCGCUCUGCCGCGCCCGCGACGGCAAUCACUGGAGGUCAAAAUGCGACGCUGCAAGAUGCUCUGCGAGAGAUUCAGCACAGUGGGACACUGGCAAUGCAGCGUCUGGAUGACCAAGUAGCGCCGACGGCACCUCUGCGAAGCGCUCUGGAGCGGCUCCAACUGAUGCCUGAAUCCACAAGAAGUUUCGAAGGCUUGCCUUGGUUCAUUGCAAUUACGGCGCUCCUCAGCACUGCGGUCAUUGGCACUGCUGUCUGGUUCUGCAGGAAUCAAGGCGAAGGAUCCGAUCAGCCCGUCGAGGAAAGCUGGGAUGAGGAGUCCCUAGUGGAACUCCCACGACUUCAGCCACCAGGGCCGUCUGCCCCGAGACCCAGCGGACCUCGUGUGCAUGCCCUGGAUUACGUAAUGCGUGCUGGGCAUGGGCAGCCGAUUCUGAUGGCAGCGCCUUCUGGCCCCACAAACCAGAUCAACGCAAACUUCGUAUGA